Ceratitis capitata (Mediterranean fruit fly) is the source of this 2380-nucleotide messenger RNA. It is a transcript of the gene Ance-2, whose product is annotated as angiotensin-converting enzyme. Gene Ontology annotation, molecular function: metallopeptidase activity; peptidyl-dipeptidase activity. Lineage: Eukaryota; Metazoa; Arthropoda; Insecta; Diptera; Tephritidae. Bases 187 to 2079 code for a protein of 630 amino acids. The transcript is spliced from 9 exons. Gene Ontology annotation, biological process: proteolysis. The record is from RefSeq and is a predicted model, not a curated record. Gene Ontology annotation, cellular component: plasma membrane.
CAAUUGGAAGCGUCCAAGACCGGACAUUCAUUUAGUGGAAGUUAUAUGCAUUAUUGCUCUUUACUACUCAGAAAUUCGCAAACUGUUUCCACGAAAACUUUAAGACAUGUCGCAGGUUGAAAAUUAAGUGGAAACUAACUGUAUAAUAUACCACUUCUGAUUUUGAAAAAUUUUAUUGGCAAAAAUAUGAAGUCGUUGCUUGUCUUCACUCUCCUGCUCCAAUGGCAUGCACACGCCACUCACUCUGCGGAGAACUCUACUGCGAUUCUCAUGAAAUUUCUCGCAAAUGUCAACCAAAAUUUAGCCGCACUCUAUAAUCGUGAGGUGUUGGCCAACUGGCAAUUGGAAAUAAAAGGACCUAACGAUCUAUACGCUUUAUUACAGUCCGAGCUUGUUAGUGAGGAGAUAAUGAAUUACUUGCAAAGUAUUUCGGCGCAAACUUCAAAAUACAAACGUCUUAAGAUAGGUGAUUCGGAGCAGCAACGCGAACUGGCCCAAAUACCCGAAACAGGUUACGAAGCUUUGUCAUCCACGGAUCUCAAAUUGAUGUAUAUUGUCACCACCAAUAUGGGUGAUAUUUAUAAGAAGACAAAGCUUUGUGCUUAUCACGAUAGGAGACAAUGUAAUUUGACUCUGAUACCAGCAGUGCAGAAUAUAUUACAUAAUAGCAAUGAUGUCGCAGAGAUUGAGUAUUAUUGGUUGGAAUGGCGACGUAAGACGGGCAUGGCAGCGAAACAAGAUUUCGUAACGUUUGUUGAUUUAUACCGCAAGGCGGCGCAAUUGAAUGGCUUUACAAAACCUUCCGAAUUUUGGUACAAAGAUCUUGAGGAGGAUAGCGUACAAGCUGCGACCUUAAUAAAGAGCUUUAUGCAACGUCUACAGCCACUGUACCAGCAAUUUCAUGCUCACGUACGCGGGCAGCAGCGUAAAAUGUAUGGGGAGGAGUUAAUACCGCGUGGUAAGCCAUUUCCGCAAAACCUCGCUGAGAUUUUCAUAGGCAAUGCCUAUCGUCGGCCGGAUCCAGAAUGGUUUAUAGAGUUUCCUUACCCGGCGAUCGGUAUGCCAAAUAUAACUGCUGGCCUUCUUCGACGUGGUCUGACCAAUGCACAACGUGUUUUCUGGAAUGUCGCAGACUACUUCCGCUCACUUGGUAUGCCACAGAUUGAAGACACAUUUUGGACACAGCAUGCGCGUCCUAAAGCGGAUUUGGAAGAAGAGGAUAUGCGUUGUUGGCAUAAGGCUUGGAAGUUUUAUGGCAUAGAACGUGUGAAUUUCUCUUAUUGUCCUAUAGUAGAUGAGGAUCGCUUCUUUAAUAUGUACGAGGCUUUAACCGAUGUCUAUUAUUAUCGUGCUUAUGAGAAGCAGCCAACACUUUUUGCAGAAGAGCCAUUUCCAAACUUCAGCGACGCGCUGGGAAAGAUGUUCUCCAUGGCAGCUUCCUCGCCACGCUAUCUGGAAAAGCUAAAAAUAUUGGAACGUGGUGUGACAUCUAACGAACAGAGAAUAAAUCGACUGUAUUGGCAGGGUCUUCGUACAAUAUUUCUACUACCGGUCUUUUAUGUGCUCGAUCGGUAUCGGGUGGAUGUGCUUGAUGGUGAUUUAAAUAUUAACGAUAAUUGUGAUUAUUGGCAGUUGACGACAGAUUUUACGGGCGCUGAACCUCCGGUGAAUAGAAGCAAUGGGGAUUUCGAUGCGCCAGCCAAGUUGUUGGUAGAAGUAGAUGAUCAGUAUACAAGCCAAAUAAUGAGCACUGUACUGCAAUAUCAAUUCUACAAGCACUUUUGUCAUAUCACAGGCCAAUAUAAACCGAAUGAUCCGAAUUAUCCACUCGAUUUAUGUGAUCUAUCAAACCAACGUAAAAUUGGACCGUUGGUGAUGCAAGCCAUGUCCUUGGGUUCAUCGAAGAGCUAUAAAGAUAUUCUCGAAAUAAUGACAAACGAAAGGGCAAUAAGUAUGGAUGGUUUAUUGGCCUAUUUUCAACCUUUGUAUGAUUGGUUGGUAGAGCAAAAUCGCAUUGAUGGCGUUGAAAUCGGUUGGGAGCCAACGACGAAAUGUUGGGAAGAUAGCGAUGUUGAAUAAGUUAUUUGAAUCGUUUCAGUAUUAAGAGUAAAAUGUCGUCCAUGAUAACGGCUCAACUUGUUGUGAAAACGACAAUAAUUUAAAAACUAAUUUUAGUAAAUGCAUGUGCAGGCCGAUAUAUGCAUCUACAUGUUUGUAUUUAAUGAUUCUUAUGUAUUUUUGAUUCAAUGAAAAAUCACAAUCUGAAGACUAAAAGUUAUUCUUGCAAUGUAAUUAAAAUCUUGCGUUAAAUUUGGGACACCCUAAAGUUGGUUACUCUACGUAUACGCAAUGCAUAAUAAAAUGAAAUUGUCAAUUUGAA